Molecule: messenger RNA, 571 nt
Organism: Sinocyclocheilus anshuiensis
Lineage: Eukaryota; Metazoa; Chordata; Actinopteri; Cypriniformes; Cyprinidae
Product: interleukin-8-like
Exons: 3
Coding region: 3-326 (107 amino acids)
Biological process (GO): defense response; immune response; chemotaxis
Cellular component (GO): extracellular region
Molecular function (GO): chemokine activity
Source: RefSeq, a predicted model, not a curated record
AAAUGUCUGCAGCUUUACUGUUCAUAUGCUUAUGCAUUAAUUGCACCAUGAGGAAGUUCACCACAUCAGCCUUUGUUUUUCUGAUCUGCAUGAUGCUGCUGUCCACAACAGAAGUCAUUGCUGCCAGACUGCCGGCCCAACAGCUACGCUGCCAGUGUGUUAAAACGUAUUCGGGAAAACCAAUUAACCCUAAACUAAUACAGAAAGUACAAAUGAUUCCUGCUGGAGCACAAUGCAAAAACGUGGAGAUCAUUGCCACUCUGAAAAAUGGACAGACAUGCCUCAAUCCCAGAGAUGAAUGGGUGAAAAAUAUCAUCGAAACAUGAUUCCCCAUCUGUGUUUGCAUGCAGAAGUGUAUGAGUUUUCUUGCUUUAUUUGGUAGCACACAUUAUUCUUCUGCAUAUUUCUGCAGAGCUGUGAAAUGCAACAGUUAAAUGCAAACAUUGUAUCAUCCCCAUUGCAAACUGUUGCAGAUGACUUGCUCAUUAGCGAAACACAUUCUGACGAAGCAAAUUUAAAAUGUGCAUAACAGAAAAUGUUGUAUUGUCAUUUUAGCUGAAAGCAACACUGC